Molecule: messenger RNA, 1168 nt
Organism: Fusarium redolens
Lineage: Eukaryota; Fungi; Ascomycota; Sordariomycetes; Hypocreales; Nectriaceae
Exons: 1
Coding region: 122-1168 (348 amino acids)
Source: RefSeq, a predicted model, not a curated record
AUUUUUCCUCAGUGACCUAAAGUUAACUUAAUGGCCUGCAACACCCCCUAUAACUAUAGUAACAUAGACCUGCACGAAGUACUCAUAAUCUUUUCAACCACUUCACUCCGUUCAUGUCAAAAUGACCUCGGUCGUUUGGGAUGCAGCGGAUGUGUUGCAGAUUUAUCAUCAUCGCAGAUGUAUCGGUAUCACCACAAGAAAAACCCGCUGUUCGUUGACUAUCAAGGAACCACGCCUUUCGGCAAUUGCUCCGUUGCUCGACCGGAUGUCGCAAAACUCUCCGGAAUUUGUUACGACACAAACUCUGAGUCAGCUAGCAGAUUUGUGCCUUUGUCGCACUUACCAUGCAGGUCAAGUGCACAGAUUCGUGGGACAUUGGACAACCGUGGUAAAGGAGGCAGUAUCUGUGGAGCGGCAGAGGAUGGCCAAGCGAACCGAAGUUAUGACACAGGUCCAACAGACAUUGGAUUUUCAAUCGCAUAUUCUAAAACUACACGAAGAUCUUAGUGCGGCAAGACAGGCAAAUACUCAAACACAGAAGCAGUACCAACGAGACGUCAAUGGGUUACGAGAUGAGAUCAUGCAUCUAGAACAACAGCUCCAAGAAAGCGAAGAUCAUCGCAGCGGUACGGAAGGUAGAUUGUCAGCCACGAAGAGGAACUUGGAAAAGCUUCAAACCCAAGCCAUGAACGAUUUGCUCGCUCGCAACAGCUUAGAAAUGGAGAACAAAUCUCUGAAAGCGCAAAUGAUCGAUGCGCAAAAGAAACUGAAUGAAUAUGUGUCGGUCAAGGAACAGAACCGGGAUCUUGAUGUUCAAAUCAAAACCUUCGAAAAGAAGAUUAAACAAUACACGGCCAUGUUAGAGGAUACAACCAACAAAGCCAACGCCACUGAAGAACAAGUCGCAACCGAACGUGCUGCGAAAGAGUCCAUGGAAAACCGCUACAAGGCUCGGCUUACUGAGCAAGAGGCUGAGAUCGCAGGGCUCAAGAGCCAUAGGGAGGAAUUGGAGCAGACUGUGGCUGGACUACAAGCGAGUAUCAAGAAUUGCUGGUGGCAUAGAUUCCGGGCGUGGAAGGAACGGUUUCGGAAGAGGAACAGAUCAGGAUCUUGGAUAAGUAUUACGGAUGAAAUGAACGAAGAUAUUGCUCUGAAGGCGUACGCUUGA